AUGGAGAUUGUUCAUGCUUUUUUUCAACCAGAUGUGGCAGCAAAGACUGUUCAAAUUAGAAUUCCUCAGAAGUCAAAGGAUAAUUUAGUUUGGACGUUGACAAAUAAUGGGUUGUUCAGUGUGAAGUCUGCUUACAACAAGUUAAUGGAACUAAAACUCAGUUCUCAACAUGAUUAUGGAAUUGAGAAGAGUAUAUGGAAAAGACUAUGGAAACUAAAAAACGAUUCCAAGAUCAAACUAUUUCUAUGGAAGUGUCUUACAGAUUCAGUUUCUACAAGAGGCCUGAGUUCAAUAACUCAAUUCACUAGAGUACAACAGUGGGUUAUUAGUUGGUUCAGCACUCAAUCAUCUGCCAAUGAAGACUGGAUUAUACAAUUAUCUUGUGCUUUACGGGAAGUCUGGAAGGAGAGAUGCAAUGUGGUUUUUGAGCAGAAAAAACCAAAUCCAAUUUCCUGCAUUAGAAGAGCACAAUGUCUUGAAAAAUCUAUCAAGGCUGACAUAUCUAAUUCUAAGAUCACUAGUUCUACAAUUCCUUUACUAAGGGAUAGUCAUUGGAAACCACCAACAGAUCCUUUUGUCACCAUUAAUUUUGAUGCUUCUUUUAAGUUAUGUUCAAAAGAUUGUGGCUUAGGACUGAUCAUAAGGAAUUUUGCAGGUACCUUCCAAGGAGCAAAGUGCAUCUACAGCAAUGGAAACCUGAAUGCAGAAGAGGCAGAAUGCAUAGCUUCAUUGGAGGCGGUACGAUGGGAAAUGAAUCGACAUCUAGAGUAUAUCAUUUUAGAAACAGAUUCAUCUAAUCUUGCUGCUGCUAUCAAUGGAGAUGAUGCAAGAGGUUGCUGGGAGAACUUACCAAUUAUCUCUGAUAUUAAAUUUUAUCUCAAUAAUUUUAGUUCAUGGAAAGUGAGGCAUGAUAUAAUUGAGUGCAACAAAGUGGCUGAUACUUUAGCCAAAUUCUCUAGGAAAAACAAGGUUAAUAACUUAUGGGAGGAGUCACCUCCAGAUUUUAUCUGUAGUCAGUUAGAGGAAGAUCUAAAGGAUAUUUCCCUUAUCUUACCUCCUUAA
Papaver somniferum (opium poppy) is the source of this 1062-nucleotide messenger RNA. RefSeq lists its product as uncharacterized. The transcript is spliced from 2 exons. Gene Ontology annotation, molecular function: nucleic acid binding; RNA-DNA hybrid ribonuclease activity. Lineage: Eukaryota; Viridiplantae; Streptophyta; Magnoliopsida; Ranunculales; Papaveraceae. The coding region runs from base 1 to 1062 and encodes 353 amino acids. The record is from RefSeq and is a predicted model, not a curated record.